CAGGUAGGCUAAGUGAAGGAGCUCAUUUGCACGCUGGCUUUGGAGUGAAUUGCACUCUCACACAGACGAACAUCCUGAAAGACGCUGCAUCCCUGGGGGGCCGUUGAAGAACUCAUUCUCUUAGGGGAGACAGACCACAUACAGCCGCCAAGAUGGACAUGGGGGGAUUGGGUAACCUGGUGGCCAACACGGCCUACCUAAAGGCUCAAGGUGGUGAUGACAAGGAGAUGAAGAAGCGCCGUCGCAGCUUGUCUCUCCCCAAGCAAGAGCAAUGUGCUUCAGUACGAGCUUCCAUUGACAAUGACUUUACAUCGCUUUGUGAAAGGCAACCUAUAGGAAAAAAGUUUUUCCGAAACUUUCUGGCAAAUAAGCCAGAAUAUAAGCUUUCUGCUGAUUUCCUGGAUGAGCUGUACGAUUGGGAACUGGCUGAAGGUGCAGCAAAAGACAAAGCACGCCAAAACAUCAUCAACAAGUACUGCAAGGCUGACUCCAAGAACUUCCUGGCCUUUCUGACUGGGGAGGCUGCUGACAAAUGCAAGUCUGUGACAGAUGCCAUAUUUGAGGAGGUGAUGAAAGGCAAAGUCCAGGAUGCUGUAAGAGAAUAUAUAAAAGGCAAACCCUUCACAGAAUACAGGAACAGCCCAUUCUUUGAUAAAUUCCUCCAGUGGAAAGAGUUUGAGAAACAACCCAUAAGUGACAAAUACUUCUACGAGUUCAGAACUCUUGGCAAAGGAGGCUUCGGAGAGGUAUGCGCUGUUCAGGUGAAGAACACAGGCCAGAUGUAUGCCUGCAAGAAGUUGUGUAAAAAGCGACUGAAAAAGAAGGGUGGUGAGAAGAUGGCCCUGUUGGAGAAGAAGAUUUUGGAGAAGGUUAACAGCCUGUUUCUGGUCAACUUAGCCUACGCUUAUGACACCAAGACCCACCUGUGCCUUGUCAUGACCCUGAUGAAUGGAGGAGACCUCAGGUACCACAUUUAUAACAUAGGCUAUGAUGGCAAGGGUGUCGACAAGGGCAUUGAGAUGAAGCGCAUCAUCCACUACACAGCCCAGAUCACCACCGGCAUUCUGCAUCUGCACGAAAUGAAUAUCAUAUAUCGUGACAUGAAGCCAGAGAACGUGUUGCUGGAUAGCGUAGGCCAGUGCCGACUUUCAGAUUUGGGUCUGGCCAUAGAGAUUACUCCAGGGAAGGCUGUUACCCAGAUGGCUGGUACUGGAGCAUACAUGGCCCCUGAGCUCCUGAACAAAACUCCAUACAGGACAUCAGUGGACUGGUGGGCCCUGGGCUGCAGUAUCUAUGAGAUGGUGGCUGGCUACACACCAUUCAAAGGUGCUGAAAGCAAGAAGGAGAAGGUGGAGAAGGAGGAGGUACAGCGCCGCAUUCUCAACGAGGAACCCAAAUGGGAUCACAAGUGCUUUGAUCCUGUUACCAAGGACAUCAUCCAGCAGUUCCUCAAGAAGAAAAUAGAUGAGCGCCUGGGCAUGAAAAACAACAUGGAGGAUCCCAGGAAGCACGAGUGGUUCAAGAGCAUCAACUUCCCCCGUCUGGAGGCCGGGCUGGUGGAUCCUCCUUGGAAGCCCAAGCCCAAUGUCGUGUAUGCCAAGGACACAGACGAAAUCGCCGAAUUCUCCGAUAUCAAGGGUAUUGAGUUUGACGCCAAGGACGAUAAGUUCUUCAAGGAAUUUAGCACGGGCGCUGUGCCCAUUCAGUGGCAGCAGGAGAUGGUUGAAACUGGACUGUUUGAUGAGCUCAAUGACCCCAACAGGAAAGAGGGUGGAGGAGGAGGAGAUCCUGAUGGGGGACAGAAAUCUGGCACGUGUAUAAUGCUGUGAGAAGCCCUAGUUUCAUAUACUAGUAAUAACAGUCUCUAAUUUGUUCUCUCAGUCAGAUGCACGUUAACAUUGGUGUAAAAGAUGGAUCAUGUUUUAUGAAAGAAGCAGAGAGGCAUCUAUGAUGAGAAAGAUGUACCAUCCCACUCUUGUAUGGAUGCUCAUGGCUUAGCAAUGAUCUGCUUUCGAGACAAAGGUUCAGUAAUAUUUCGGACAUGAUGAUGUAUUUUGAGCAUCAUCUCUCCGGUUAACAGCUUUUCAUGCAAAUGUAUGUAUCUAAUGAUGUAGACUUAUUCACCGUAAAUAACUGCUAGGAGGUUCACAACCUUUUUUAUUAAGGAUACUAAUUUGACAGAAUAGUUAAAGAAACAGUACAUUACUUUAUGAAGAAAAUGUCUAAAUCCAAAUUAGUAUUAAGUAUUAAUUAAUACAAGUAUUUGCAGUAGGAUUACCUGCUGAAGCAACGUGGUUGCAUUCAAACAAUUGGAAUAAAUGUCUUCAACAGGCGUUAAAACUCUUUUCUAUUGUCUAGUGGAAUGUGUAAAAGUCACAUUUCAUAGCACUCCCCCACCAUCUGAUGCCCUUUAUUGAUGCCAUCAUAAGGUUACACCGUUUCUACAAUGAAGAGUGCUUUUUAUGCACAUGUGGCUAUUGAAGAUAUUUAUGUGUGUGUAAUAUUAUACGCAAUGAUCCUAAACCUCAUAAUUAAGUCUGAUUACCGCAUUCUAGAUAUUUUAGUUGUAUAUAAACUAUAAAAGGCAUUUGUUGUAAUUGUAUUUAUUGUAUAUAAAGGAAUCUAUAUCUAUGCACAGACAGAAAAGGCAAUUAUGUACUAAUGUACUACUAAUGUCAUUAGUAGUAAGUGAAGAAUAGUGAACACCCCUUCACUGAGCCCUUGGUGCUAUGAGAUAUGGAGCAUCAGUAGUCCCAGGAUGCUGGGAGAGAGAUAAGUGCAGAAACAGCAGUUUAUUGCUGCCCAUGAUGGAAGUCAAAUUUAGAGGAGAAAAAAUUCCCAUACCAGUAAUGUGCAGGUUGUCCUGUCCAUGGCCCGAAACACUGUGAUACUUCAGGGCUCUUUUUCUUAGUCUGAGAUGAGUGUGAAUGACUCCUUGUUAUUCUGUUAUUCUCUAUUUUCUUAGAUUUCUAGAUGUUGGGCAGUGUUGAGUUUUUACAGUUAAUGCUAAUAUGAUAUGAAUAUAUAUGGUACAUGUAAAUAUAACACGAGAAGAAUGGCUACUGUAGAAAUGUCAGAUGUUAAGCAGAAACUUCUUUGAAUCUUGAAU
Molecule: messenger RNA, 3109 nt
Organism: Larimichthys crocea (large yellow croaker)
Lineage: Eukaryota; Metazoa; Chordata; Actinopteri; Sciaenidae
Gene: grk7a
Product: G protein-coupled receptor kinase 7a
Exons: 4
Coding region: 153-1829 (558 amino acids)
Biological process (GO): protein phosphorylation; regulation of signal transduction; signal transduction
Cellular component (GO): cytoplasm
Molecular function (GO): ATP binding; rhodopsin kinase activity
Source: RefSeq, a predicted model, not a curated record